This is a messenger RNA of Sapajus apella (tufted capuchin), 2097 nucleotides long. It is a transcript of the gene ACY3, whose product is annotated as aminoacylase 3. Lineage: Eukaryota; Metazoa; Chordata; Mammalia; Primates; Cebidae. Bases 942 to 1775 code for a protein of 277 amino acids. The record is from RefSeq and is a predicted model, not a curated record. Gene Ontology annotation, molecular function: hydrolase activity, acting on ester bonds; aminoacylase activity. The transcript has 8 exons.
CUGGCCUCAGCCUCUCCCAGCAGACAGCUGAGCGUGGUGGGACCCCUGCCUGUCCCUGGGGCUGAGUGCAGGGGACCUCACCUUCAUCCUUCCCCUCUUUGCUCUUGAGAGGCAGCUGGAGGGGGUAAAGCCAGCUUGGAUGCCCUGAGUGCCACCUUCAGCCUGCCUCCAGGGCCCUGAGUCCCACCUGCGGCCCGCCUCUAGGGCUCUGUGUGCCCCUGGCCUGCCUGUCUCUAGGGCGGCUCUGUGUGCCUGCAGGCAUCCGUCUGAACCUCAGUUUUCACGUCUAUAAAAUGAGCCUCAGGGUCGUUUCUAAAACAGAGCAAACUGAAUCAUCGGAGUUACACUGUCCCGGAAAAUGACUGGGUGACCGAAUCAGACAUUUUGAAAUUUUGCUUAAAGCAACAAAGAGCUGUAAAACCGGGGCUCCACAUGGCACCUGUGGGUAAGGGCGACUCAAGAGUGACCACAGCCCUCUGGGGGCCGAGGUGGUGAAGGAGGGGCAACUUGUCAUCCUAGUGGCCGCCAAAGUACACCUCUUGGUAGUGUUAGAGGAGCGAAGGGCAGGGGCAGGAACUUGCCGGCAGGGCCUGGGCUCAAUGGGCCGUGGCAGCACAAGCAGCAGAGAGGGGAGGUUGGGGCAGCGCCUGUGGAGCUGACCCUGGCACUUCAAUCUUUGGCUGCGUGGACCUCAGCCCUUCCCAUCCGCCCCCUGCUCUCUGCCAACCUGACACAAACACUUCCCUUCUGUGGAUCUUCAGGCCCAUAAAUACCAGCCUGUCUGCCGGUUAGACACCAGCCAGGGUGCCCGGGAAGCCCAGCUCCACAUCAGCAGGAGCAGGAAAAUUGUCUCCUCAGAGAAAGGGCCACUGGGGUGCAGGUGGGGACAGAGCUGAGACACCCCCAGCCGGUCACACCUCCUGGUGCCGCCCCACGCCAGCAUGUGCUCACUGCCUGUACCCCGGGAGCCCCUGCGCCACGUGGCAGUGGCCGGGGGCACACAUGGCAAUGAGAUGUCGGGCGUCUACCUGGUGCGGCACUGGCUACUGGCCCCGGCAGAGCUGCAGAGACCCAGCUUCUCCGCAGUGCCGGUGCUGGCCAACCCCGCAGCCACCGCCGCCUGCCGCCGCUACGUGGACCGCGACCUCAACCGCACCUUCGCCAGCACCUUCCUCAAUUCCAGGCCUACCCCGGACGACCCAUACGAGGUGACGAGAGCCCGAGAGCUGAACCAGCUGCUGGGGCCCAAGGCCUCGGGCCAGGCUUUUGACUUUGUCCUUGACCUGCACAACACCACGGCCAACAUGGGCACCUGCUUAAUCGCAGACUCCUCCCACGACGUCUUUGCCUUGCACCUGUGCCGCCAUCUGCAGCUGCAGUACCCCGAGCUGUCCUGCCAGGUCUUGCUGUACCAGCGGUCCGGGGAGGAGAGCCACAAUCUGAACUCCGUGGCCAAAAACGGAUUGGGUCUGGAGCUGGGCCCCCAGCCACAGGGUGUGCUGCGGGCUGACAUUUUCUCGAGGAUGAGCGCCCUGGUGGCCACAGUUCUGGACUUCAUCGAACUCUUCAACCAGGGCACAACCUUUCCGGCCUUUGAGAUGGAAGCCUAUAGACCCGUGGGCGUCAUGGACUUCCCCCGCACUGAGGCUGGGAACCUGGCAGGCACCGUGCAUCCUCAGCUGCAGGUCAUCCAAGUAUCUCUCUCCAGGCCUUCCCUUUCUGAAUGUUCCAGGAUCUGGCAAUCCUGCUUCCACACCUGUCCCUUGGGUGGCUGACAAGAACCAACUGGCUGCUGCUCUGCUUGCUGCCACACGGGGUCGCUGUUGAAUAGGGUCUGGUGCAGUCUUGUGGCCUUUUGUGCCCUGAAGUUUCAUUUUGAGGGGUUCGUUACCUUCUUACAAAUAGAGGCAGCACCAUGCUGUCCAUGUUUAGGGCUAGAGGGUCUUAACCCAGCCAUGCUCAGCUAACUUGCAGAUGUUAAGCAAUAACAGUCAAUUUGGGUGGCUCCUCCAACAAUUUUAGAAUUUAUUUUAUUUAUUAUUAUUAUUAUUUUUUUUUGAAAUAGAGUCUCACUUUAUCAUCCAGGCUGGAGUGCAA